Messenger RNA from Alnus glutinosa, 1102 nucleotides. RefSeq lists its product as uncharacterized. The transcript is spliced from 5 exons. Lineage: Eukaryota; Viridiplantae; Streptophyta; Magnoliopsida; Fagales; Betulaceae. The record is from RefSeq and is a predicted model, not a curated record. The coding region runs from base 222 to 833 and encodes 203 amino acids.
UGAGCGGUUUUUGCGUAAUUUCCAGUCUCGUCUCCAUCUCCAUCUCUCUUCGAUCGUCUUCCACCCAGCCUCGCCAGAGAGUCUAGCUGCCCGAUUUGUUUUUGAGAGAGCGGGGGGAGGCGAGACAGAGAGUCACCAGCUCAUGCAGGGAGAAACACACGCAAACUCAACAUGCUCAAACACCACCAGCACCACCUCCAGGCCUUGCUACCCACUCCUUCAUGGUUUCACCUCGAAGCUCCUCCUCCCUCUCACCCUCGCCGCUUUGGCCUUCGUCCUCCAAUGGCGUGGUGGGGGCCUCACCGACGCCACCACCCGCUGGGACCCAGCACCUGUUCCCUGGCAAGUGGCAUGGAUGGAAUGGACCCCUCCCCUCCUCCCCCACCGCCCACCACCACUCCUCGCCGUCUGAUGGCGUCAAUUUUGGCCGUGAAUCUUCCCCUUCGUUCCCGUAUUACCAAGGCUGGAAGUUGGACUACGGGUCCAAUCUGAGGCUUAAGGUUCUUCUUUCCCCUCCAAUUGUAGUUUGUUCUCCAAGCAUACUGCUAUAUGUCUAUGAUGCUCACGCAGAAUGUGGAAAGAAUGUCAGGAUUGGGGGUUGUUGCCAGUUUGAAAAUAUAUCCACCAUUUGCUGGUGCUGCUGCAUUAGCAAUUACUCUUGUUGUGGCCUUUGGAUUUGCUGUCUCUCGUCCAUGCCUGACUCUCUAGAAAAUGGAGCACUUCAAAAUCAUUUCAAGGGAAUUGCAAAUGAUGUCAGAGGAAGAGCGCAGUGUUACAAGCAAGAUUGGGUUGGAGGGCCUCAUUCAAGAAUCGGUGCUCUGUUCAGUUGCUGAUGAAAUAGUGGAAGCACAAGGAUUAACGGAUUAACUGACAGUCUGACACAUUAAGCUUUCCUUUUUCUUUUUUCUUUUUUUACUUUCAUUUUAGUUUCUUAUUUUUGAGUUUCUUGUCGGCGACCAAAUGUGCUAUCCUCAUUUCUUUAUGAAUUUGAAAGUAAUGUAAAUAUUCCUUUUAUUUAGAUGGAAGCUUGAGCAUUGUGGAAACUUUAGCCUCUACUGCUAUUUGUGGUAUCAUACAUGCAAUUUUUGGCAGGCAACCUCUU